CGGAGGCGGAAGUUCUGAGUGGCGGAGUCGCGCGCGCUCGCGCGCGGCAUCCCGGCAAAGGGCGGAGCGCGAGCGAAGCUUCCGCGCGGGCGAUGGGGCUGCUGAGCAUCUUGAAGAAGAUGCGACAGAAGGAGCGGGAGCUGCGCCUGCUGAUGCUGGGCCUGGACAACGCCGGCAAAACCACCAUCUUGAAAAAGUUCAAUGGAGACGAGAUUGACACCAUCUCGCCCACGCUGGGCUUCAACAUCAAGACCCUGGAGCAUCGCGGGUUCAAGCUGAAUAUCUGGGACGUGGGGGGCCAGAAGUCCCUGCGCUCCUACUGGCGCAACUAUUUUGAGAGCACCGACGGGCUCAUCUGGGUGGUGGAUAGCGCCGACCAUCAGCGGAUGGAAGACUGCAAGAAGGAGCUGGAGACCCUCCUGGUGGAAGAGCGUUUGGCUGGUGCCACACUUCUCAUCUUUGCGAAUAAGCAGGACCUGCCAGGUGCGUUAAGUCCCAGCGCCAUCCAGGAGGCCCUGGACCUCGACAGUAUCCAGACCCACCAUUGGUGCAUCCGAGGUUGCAGUGCUUACACCGGGGAAAAUCUACUGGUGGGCAUUGAUUGGCUGUUGGAUGACAUCUCAAGCCGGAUAUUCACUGCAGACUGAGAGAAUCUAGCAGUGUUUUUCAACCUCGGCUGCUGGAAAAUGGGUGGACUUCAACUCCCAGAAUUCUGCGAGUUGAAGUCCACCCAUCUUCCAGAGGCCGAGGUUGAAAAACUCAGAUUUAGUGACUGCAUUUUGACCAAUGGCCCGUCUUUCACCCUGGAUCUGGGCCUAAUUGAAACAAUGGCCAGUGCAAAAGUGAGUGGCAUCAGUCCUGUGGCAGGGGACAGCUGGAGGUGGGGGGGGGCAAACCAAUGGUACUUUGCUACCUUUAGUUCUCCGCACGGGAUUGUGUUAAAAGCAGACCAAUAAAGCUGUGGCUGUUUUAAAGAGA
Messenger RNA from Crotalus tigris (Tiger rattlesnake), 978 nucleotides. It is a transcript of the gene ARL2, whose product is annotated as ADP ribosylation factor like GTPase 2. NCBI's taxonomy places the organism in Eukaryota, Metazoa, Chordata, Lepidosauria, Squamata, Viperidae. The coding region runs from base 93 to 647 and encodes 184 amino acids. Gene Ontology annotation, cellular component: microtubule cytoskeleton; cytoplasm. The transcript is spliced from 5 exons. The record is from RefSeq and is a predicted model, not a curated record. Gene Ontology annotation, biological process: protein folding. Gene Ontology annotation, molecular function: GTP binding; GTPase activity.